Lampris incognitus (smalleye Pacific opah) is the source of this 884-nucleotide messenger RNA. RefSeq names its product heterogeneous nuclear ribonucleoproteins C1/C2-like. Bases 102 to 884 code for a protein of 260 amino acids. The record is from RefSeq and is a predicted model, not a curated record. The transcript has 8 exons. Lineage: Eukaryota; Metazoa; Chordata; Actinopteri; Lampriformes; Lampridae.
UCCAGACACGAGCAUGAGUGGUGAGUUGAAGUCCAGCCGUUCCAGGAUGGCAAGCAAGAGAGCAAGCAGCUCUUCCUACAGACCUGAGUUUGAUCUGGACUAUGACAAGCUAUCAAGAGGACUACUAUGACAGGGUAUAUGACUACCAGCGUGUGCCCGCAUCCCUGCCUCCUCCUCUUCCCCAGGGACCCAGCCUGGCCAAGCGAUCCCGUUCCUCCUCCCAUUCCUCUGGGCACAGACGCAGUCGAGAAAGAACUCAUUUGAAGAGCUCCAGAGCCCACUCCACUAAUUCAACCACGGCCAAGUUGCGUAUGGAGGAGCUGCAGGUGAUUAAGAGGGAGCUCACUCUGAUAAAGACACAGAUCGAUGGGCUGCUUGACAGUCUGGACAGGAUGGACACACAGAGGAACGACCACAGAGGGUCUCCACUGAGGGAGGACAGUCCCGCUGUCUCACCAUAUCCUCUCUCAGCCAGCAGCUCUGAGUGCUCCCCCUCCCCACAUUCCCCAUCCCGCUUCCGCCAUCGAAUCCAGAGAGAGAGCCCUGAACUUGGGGAAGCCACUGAUGAUGACCACCAUACGAAACCUUGGAUCAAUAGUGACAUUCAGCUGAUACUAAAAGAAAGAACUGCCACUUUGAAAACCGGAAAUCGGGACUGCUACAAGGAAGCCAGGCACACGCGGCAGGGACUACAAGCGAUAGUGGACUACAAACCCAAGCCAGGCAGUUGUAACAACACCAUCGCUUCACUCCUGGAUGGCCUGAACAGGUUCUGUGCCCACUUUGAGUAUAACUCGGGACCACCAGACAAUACUCGGAAACUUGUUGGGCCCUUGCUCAUCAAGAUGAGCAACCACAGCUCCGACCUCGAGGAAGAAAUGUGA